CCGUACGGGAGGACGCCGAUCCAAAGGCCUCACCGAUAGUGUCCGUCGGGUGACUCCCAACCACAGAGUUAUAUACAUAUAUGUAUAUAACUGUGCUCCCAACUCAAGCUCAGUCUAUAUGCAGUAGUGUUUGAGCGUGGCGCCUCGGCGUGUAAGCGACCCCAAAACGUAAACAAGACGCCGCCGCCACGCGUUGGGGGGAGCCGCAGCCAGCCCUCGCAGACACUGAAGGAGAAGAAGAAAAAGUUGUGCCUCCAGUGCAGUGUGUCCGUGCCGGGCUGAGUGUCUGAGGCCGGCCCGCACCCCGCCAGGAGGAGGGGCGCCCGCAGGAGUGAUGCCGUCCAGCACAGAUGAUGUGCAGCGGCACUCGGUGCACACACUGGUGUUCCGCUCACUCAAGCGCACCCAUGACAUGUUCCUGUGUGACCAGGGAGGCCUGCCACCCGUGGAGGAGGCCUUGGAGAAGCUGCGGCGGCAGGCUAAGGCGCGGGAUCAGUAUGGGCCUGUGCUGGGGCUGGUGAGGCACAACAGACGUAAGGCUGCUGCAGCGCCCCAUGAGAUAGACAUGGAUGACCUGCCCCCCAAGGCCAUCGAGGCAGCCAAUGGCACCAUGGCCAGCCCCCUUGCUCUGCCCCCUCCUUCAGGACCACACCCUCCACUUCCCCCCACACCUCCACCCCAGAGCAUGGCCUUGAUCCCCUCAUCUACCCCGAGCGCUAGUGUUGGACAGCAGUCCCUGGUGCCGCGCCGUGCCCCCACAUUGCCUCGCCCCAAAUGGCACGCCCCAUGGAAGCUGGCGCGGGUUAUUUCAGGUCACCUGGGAUGGGUGCGCUGUGUGGCAGUGGAGCCAGCCAAUGAGUGGUUUGCCACUGGCUCCAACGACCGUGUCAUCAAGAUCUGGGACCUCGCCUCAGGCCAGCUCAAGCUCUCCCUCACUGGCCAUGUGUCCGCCGUGAGGGGCCUUGCCGUGUCCCCUCGCCACCCUUACCUCUUUUCUUGUGGGGAAGAUAAGCAGGUCAAGUGUUGGGACCUUGAGUACAACAAGGUAAUCCGGCACUAUCACGGCCACCUGAGUGCCUGCUAUGGCCUUGCUUUGCACCCUACCAUUGACGUGCUGGUCACCUGUGGUCGAGAUUCCACCGCUCGAGUGUGGGACAUGCGGACCAAGGCCAACAUCCACACCCUCACAGGCCACUCCAACACCAUCGCCUCCGUGGUGUGCCAGGCUGCCGAGCCACAGGUCAUCACAGGCUCGCACGACUUCACCAUCCGCCUGUGGGAUCUAGGAGCAGGCAAGAGCACCUGCACCCUCACCCACCACAAGAAGAGUGUGCGCGCCCUCGCCAUCCACCCUGAGCUGUACAUGUUCGCCUCGGGGGCACCAGACAACAUCAAACAGUGGAAGUGUCCAGACGGGAAGUUCAUGCAGAACCUGACAGGACACAAUGCCAUCGUCAACUGUCUGGCCAUCAACCGCGAGGGAGUCAUGGUGUCAGGGGCAGACAAUGGCACACUCUACUUCUGGGACUGGCGGACAGGGUACAACUUCCAGAAGCUGCAGGCCCCUGUGCAACCAGGCUCCAUGGACAGCGAAGCCGGUGUGUUUGCCGUCACCUUUGAUCAGAGUGGCUCGCGACUCAUCACGUGCGAUGCUGACAAGACCAUCAAGAUAUACAAGGAGGAUGACACAGCGACGGAGGAGACGCACCCUAUCAACUGGCGGCCGGAGAUCCUGAAGAGGAGAAAGUACUGAGGUCUGGGUGCGUUGAUGCAGGUGUGUGUCACUGGCAUGCACACACACUCACACUCACUCAUUCAGCUCUGUUGGAUGAAAAACAGAGGAGUAUUUUGGUGUAUAUGUGCCCUUUGUAUGUAAGAAUAAAAUUUUACCAACUUGA
Molecule: messenger RNA, 1898 nt
Organism: Eriocheir sinensis (Chinese mitten crab)
Lineage: Eukaryota; Metazoa; Arthropoda; Malacostraca; Decapoda; Varunidae
Gene: Tango4
Product: pleiotropic regulator 1-like
Exons: 8
Coding region: 335-1753 (472 amino acids)
Biological process (GO): mRNA splicing, via spliceosome
Cellular component (GO): Prp19 complex; catalytic step 2 spliceosome; precatalytic spliceosome
Molecular function (GO): protein binding
Source: RefSeq, a predicted model, not a curated record